Coccinella septempunctata (seven-spotted ladybird) is the source of this 4247-nucleotide messenger RNA. Its product is annotated as synapsin. Lineage: Eukaryota; Metazoa; Arthropoda; Insecta; Coleoptera; Coccinellidae. Gene Ontology annotation, cellular component: synaptic vesicle membrane; synaptic vesicle. The transcript is spliced from 9 exons. Gene Ontology annotation, molecular function: metal ion binding; ATP binding. Bases 1 to 1794 code for a protein of 597 amino acids. The record is from RefSeq and is a predicted model, not a curated record. Gene Ontology annotation, biological process: neurotransmitter secretion.
AUGAAGAGUGAAAGUAAGAGAAUUGAUCAAGAGAGCAUCCAGCCCCCGGCGACCCAUCCCCAGUACGGCUUCAAGAUAACCGAUUGCAGCAAGUACUGCGGCCCCACAGGCUCCGCAGUAAACGGCCCAACCCUGUCUUUCAGCAGCUUCAGGCAGUCCUUCACCUCCAAUGUCAAUUACUUGAAACGUCGCUUCAGCUCCGGGGACCUGUCCUCGGAGUGCGACGACACGGAGGCUCCGGUGGACCCCUACACGAAGAAGACGCCCCCGGUCACCUCACAGCCCCAGGGUCCACCACCGCCUCCUCCUCCCACCAGCUAUGGCUCUGUCAGCUCUGGAAUCGGCUCCACGGCCACCUCAGGAUCAGCGUCAGGUUCCGAUCUGUCCCUCAACCUUAGAAGUGGCUCUAAGACCACCAGUGCGCCCAGUAGUCCAGCUAAGUCGAGGGAGUCCCUAUUGCAGAGGGUGCAGUCGCUGACAGGGCAGGCAAGGGAUCAGGGUGCCUCAAUUAUUGGUGCGGCGGUGUCAAGUGCAACAAGAGUAACAUCGACAGUGUCGGGUAGAUACGUGACCCUGCUGGUCAUAGACGAUCAGAACACAGACUGGUCGAAAUACUUCAGGGGCAGACGGAUCGGAGAGUAUGAGAUCCGUGUGGAACAGGCAGAGUUCAGGGAGAUUACCGUCACUUCUACAGCGGAUGCUGCAAGCGUCUCUAUGGCCGUCAUGAGGGGAGGUACGAGGGUUGGGAGGUCGUUUAGGCCAGACUUCCUAUUGGUCAGGCAGAACCUCAGGGACGCAGGGGAGGACUACAAGAAGUUGCUCCUGGCCCUCAAGUUCGGAGGGGUGCCCAGCAUCAACAAUCUGAACUCCAUCUACAAUUUUCAGGAUAAGCCAUGGGUUUUCGGCCAUCUGGUCCAGCUACAGAGGAGGCUCGGAAAGGAAAAUUUUCCGUUGAUCGAUCAAACUUUCUAUCCGGACCAUCGGGAAAUGAUCAUGGCUUCCAAAUUUCCGGUCGUUAUCAAGAUAGGCCACGCACACAGCGGCUUGGGCAAGGUGAAAGUGGACAACAUAAACGAUUUCCAAGACAUGGCCAGCGUAGUAGCCGUAGCUGACACCUAUUGCACCGUCGAGCCUUAUAUCGAUUCGAAAUAUGACAUUCACGUACAAAAAAUAGGCCACAACUACAAGGCCUUCAUGAGGAAAUCCAUAUCUGGCUCUUGGAAGACCAACAUAGGCUCCGCCAUGCUAGAGCAAAUCACCAUGCCGGAUAGAUAUAAAAUGUGGAUCGACGAGGUGUCUGAUCUGUUUGGUGGACUGGAUAUCUGCGCAUUAGAGGUUGUGGUGGGUAAGGAUGGCCGUGAAUUCAUAAUAGAGGUCAAUGACAGCGCCUUGACCCUCCUGGGCGAUUCUCAAGAAGAUGACAGACGUCAUAUCGCUGAUUUGGUCACAUCCAGAAUGCAGGCUAUCUGUAGACCCAGAACCCCACCAAGUUCUAUGGAGGACCCUGUUCCACCCCCUGUGGGACCCCGUGGUAUUUUAGGAAGUCUCAGUAGUCUGACGCAUUCCGAAACACCCCCUUCUGUAGCUCCUGAUCAGGUCUCGCUCUCUAGUAUCGGUAGAAGAGAGAGUCAAACUUCCCAAACUAGCACUGUGAGUUCUGGUCGUCUUCCAGACCCACCACCAAGACCCUUCCAACGUCAGGGAAGCCAGCAAUCCAACCCUCCUCCAGAGGAUACAGAAGAUACCAUGAAGAACCUCAGAAAAACCUUCGCUGGUAUAUUCGGAGACAUGUAAAGAUCGAAGAACAAGAGCAGCUCCAGAAAUAUCUGUUUUUUACUCCCAGAAAUGAAACAUGUGACCCAUAUUGGCCUGAAAAACGAAUUGAGUUGAUUUUAUUUAUUUCGAUGCUCAAAAUUCAGUCGAAAGUAGCUACCUAUAUUGUUUAGGAAUCACCUUUUUGGGGGGAUAAAAUAGAUAGCGAAAUUAUUCAAACUGAAAACCAUAUAAAGUAAAUUCUCCUUCAUUCCACGAUAUGUCUGAAAAUGAGUAACUUUCGUUGAAUUCUUCCAAACUUUUGAAAUUUUUGUAGAUUUGAAGUUAGCAACUGCUGAACCCAUCAUACUUUCGCUGGGAGUGUGGAAAAAGAAUUUCAGACAAGCCAAUCUUGACGAAAUAUUUCAACGAGGGUAUGAUGUAGGGUGAGUUUGGUUUCCACAUAGUCAACAAAAAGAGAUUGCUUGCUUGUUGAGACGAAUGAAAAUUAUUAUAUCAAUUACAAGAAACCUGAAGAUGACGAACAGCGCUCAAUUGUCUUCUUGAAACUGAACGAGCUUCCCCAAGGCACAUUCCUUGGCCUAAUGAAAUUAUAUACCGCAAAUUGUUGAAUCAGAUGUGGUUUUAUCAGAAAGUUUUAUAUUAAAAGUGUUCGUCUCAACAAGCAGGAUUAUAUUUUUUCUAUCAAGUAACCACUUGUUUCAGUUCUAUCUCUUUCACAUCUAUCGCCUGUUUUAACAAGCAAUACGUGAGAAGAGCGACUCCACUGCCUGAGGCUGGUACUAAAAAAGUGCCAUUGUUGUAUUACAUAAAAAAUUGUUAAAUAUACGUUGAAAAUAUUAGAUAUGGCAAUAUAGUACUUCGAUGAGUUUUGUAAAUGAAUAUGGGAACAGACACCCAUCUAGAAUGGAAAGCACUGACGGGUUGAAAAAGUAGAUAUUGAGUAAUGACAAUAUUAUUAAAGUUAGAAUAUUGGCACCAAAUUAUUGAUUGAUGUACGUGACAUGUGUUGUUCAACGAUCAUAGAACAACGAAAUUAUUCUAGGAAUUCAUUCGUCGUGAAUCAAUUUUAAAAAUAAAAAAUUCCGAAAUUGUAUUGGUUAUUACGUUCCACGCAGAAUUCGGUGUUGUAUUUUUUUUUCAAUUCAAUAGACUUCGGUAUUUCAUUGCACGGGAUCCAGUCAGGAAAGUAUAAGAUAAAAUUCUUAGGAAAUUUUAUACGAAAUUAAGCAGUUUUGCACUUUUUGGAGACAGUAGAUUACUCAUUAAAAAUAUGAAAAAUUUCGGUGUUGCCUCAAACAUUGUGUAAUAAAGCUUCUGGGUGUGUUUACUUAUAAUGAUUAAAAUGUUGUCGAUGUACAUAAUAUGCGAGUCAACAUUCUGUUUUAUUUAUCAAUGAAUACAAGUUUUAUUAAUAUUUGUUAAUUUAUUAUUAUAUUUAUCGCAUCACUGUUUUUCUAUUAUAUGUAUUUAUUGUUAUUUCCGCGUUAUGAAUUUGAGAAAAUGAGAAUUGUGAACUCAUAUAAAAUAUAUGUUGUAACAUUUUUCUAUAGAUGAUAUGAAAAUUUGAACAUAUCUCUAGGUGAAGUUCCAGAAAUAUGUAAAUUCAACAGUUUUCCAAGCACAACUAUUGUUUGUCAAUUUUGGAUCGUUCCUUUCUAUAUGUUAUCCAAUUGUAGUGUAAAUAACUUAUGUGCAAUUUGCGUAGAAUUCAUAUCUUUCUUGUAUGCGAGCAAUAUACCGGUUGUAACAUGUUAUGAACACCAUAAUCGUUCCAAUAUUUGAAAAAGUAAUAUUCGGAGACUAUAAUCCUCUUUAUGUACUAUAUACUGAAUUUGAAUGAAUAUGUGCUUGACAGAAGUCAGAAUUAUCUGAUCCUUUCAACGUGAAAUAUGUUGUUACUUCACGUAAAGUGAAUGCUCACGACAGUUUGAUGGAAUCUGCCUGAAUUUUGUUUUUUCUUUCUAGAAAACAUGUUGUAUCAGUUUAUAACCGAAUGUUUUCAAUCAGAAUCGAUCGAUUCAAAUUUAAAUGUAAUUUUUACAGUUACCAAUGCACGAAUUGGAGGUUUCUUAUCUGGAUUGGAAUUCCAUUCGAGAUUUAUGUGCAUUUUACGACCACUGACGUACAUACUGCAUAAUGCAGCUGAUUAAUUAAUGAUCCGAUCAGAGUGUAUUGUAGGUAUUUCAAUUUCUCGCCAAGAAAAUCAAUCAUACAUUUCCGACACCAAAUCAACAAUAUCGAAUUCGAAUUCCACGAUAAACCAUUUUGAUUUAAUCCUUUAUCUCAAUGUUCAAUUUGGAAAAAAAAAUUCGUUGAUUGGCAGUAUUCACAGUAAUCGUUGUGAGUCCAGAAAAGAUUUGCAUAAUGAAGCGGUUGUGUUGUAGAUUUAGCGCCUAAAAUGAGUUAUAUAGAGCAGAACGUACUGUAUAGUAUUAUGUCAAUGGAAAAAUAUAAGGAAUGAAAUGACAAAA